AUGCCUACCGACAACCGCGGCCAGUCUUACCAGUACUCGGGAUCUGGCACCAAUUCCCAGGGUAACCACUACUGCAGCCGCGAUUACGGUUCCAGUGCCCCGAACACGAACUCGUACCAUUACUCCAACACGAACGGAAGUUACUACUACUCGAAUGCCAAUGGCUCCUCCUACUACAACGACGGCAAGGGAAGUGCUUCAUACACGCCUCCCUCUUCCGGAAACGCCAGCGGAAAGAAGUAA
This is a messenger RNA of Tricharina praecox, 243 nucleotides long. RefSeq lists its product as uncharacterized. Lineage: Eukaryota; Fungi; Ascomycota; Pezizomycetes; Pezizales; Pyronemataceae. Bases 1 to 243 code for a protein of 80 amino acids. The record is from RefSeq and is a predicted model, not a curated record. The transcript is spliced from 4 exons.